This is a messenger RNA of Humulus lupulus (European hop), 1794 nucleotides long. RefSeq lists its product as uncharacterized. Bases 123 to 1631 code for a protein of 502 amino acids. The transcript is spliced from 7 exons. NCBI's taxonomy places the organism in Eukaryota, Viridiplantae, Streptophyta, Magnoliopsida, Rosales, Cannabaceae. The record is from RefSeq and is a predicted model, not a curated record.
UUCAGAGAAUAAAGUUACAUUCUACAGCUUCCAGUGGUUUCUCAUUAAUCGCAGAGCUCCAAUACCAACAUUAAAGCAGAAGCACACAAGUAAUAGAUAAGUAAGUAAGAAAGGACAAGAAAAUGAGUAGUUGGCAGCCAUGUAUGAAAUCUUCGGCAAUAUGUGCGUCAGUCUUCCUCUUCGUGAUCUUCCUUUUAGUUAGUACAUUUGUUCCGAUGCGAUUCUCCAACACCACUGAUCUUCUAAAUGCUAUUGCGUCCCACAAAUACACUCAAAAGAAACCCCAAACACCUCGUCCGAAAAUCGAAAUCCCACUGAACUGCUCUGCUUACGAACCCACAAAAACGUGCCCUUUAAACUACCCCACUACUUACAACCCUGAAGAAGAUUUUGACCGUCCACUGUCUGCAACGUGUCCAGAAUUCUUUCGAUGGAUCCACGAAGACCUGAGGCCCUGGGCCCAGACAGGUAUCUCAAGGGAAAUGGUAGAGAAAGCAAAAAGAAUGGGAUUGGCCAACUUUAGAUUGGUGAUAAUAAAGGGCAAGGCUUACCUAGAGUCCUAUAAAAAAUCGUACCAGACCAGAGAUGUUUUUACAAUAUGGGGAAUCCUACAGUUGUUACGGAAGUACCCAGGUAGAAUCCCUGAUUUGGACCUCAUGUUCAACUGUGGAGACCCACCAGUUGUUAUGUCAAGGGCAUUCACUGGGGAAAAUGCCACGUCAGUCCCUCCAGUUUUUAAUUACUGCAAAGAUAAAAAUGCACUUGAUAUUAUCUUCCCUGAUUGGUCUUUUUGGGGUUGGCCUGAGAUCAACAUAAGGCCCUGGACACCAUUGUUGAAGCAGAUAAAAGAAGGUAACAAUAAAAUGAAAUGGGCGGACAAAGAACCUUAUGCUUAUUGGAAAGGAAAUCCGACUGUUGCUGCCACCAGAAGAGACCUUCUCAAAUGCAAUGUCUCUCCUAAACAAGACUGGAAUGCUCGACUGUAUGUCCAGGAUUGGAGACGAGAAGAAAGACAAGGGUUCAAAACAUCAAAUUUGGCCGACCAAUGCACUCAUAAGUAUAAGAUUUACAUAGAAGGGGGUGCUUGGUCUGUUAGUGAGAAAUACAUUCUUGCAUGUGAUUCUGUUCCAUUAAUAGUGAAGCCACGUUUCUUUGAUUUCUUCACUCGAGGUUUGAUACCACUGCACCAUUACUGGCCUAUAAAAGAUAACGACAAAUGUCGAUCCAUUAAGUUUGCUGUUGAAUGGGCUAACUCUCGCCAGAAAGAGGCACAAGAAAUGGGGAAGAAAACUAGUGGAUUCAUUCAAGAGGAUUUGAAAAUGGACAAUGUGUACAAUUACAUGUUUCAUGCUCUAAAUGAAUAUGCCAAGCUCUUACAAUAUGAGCCAACAAUACCUGAAAAAGCUACUGAAAUAUGUUCUGAGUCUAUGGCAUGCGCAGCAAGAGGACGAAACAAGGAGUUUAUGAUUGAAUCAAUGGUGAAUAGUCCUGCGGACAGUGACCCGUGUGUCAUGCCUCCUUCGUAUGAUCCUUCAUCUCUAUAUUCACUUCUUCGGAAAAAUGCUAAUAUGAUUAAAGAAGUGGACUUAUGGGAGAAGCAAUAUUGGGAGAAUCAAACAAGGAAGCCAUAAAAAGGUUUUCAUAUAUAUGUUUAACUUCACAUAAAAAUACGGAUAAAUUAUUUUGUUCAUGUAUGAGUACAUUUUCUUUUUAGUUUUGUUGAGCUCGUUUAAUUAUUUAAAUUCAGAGACUCUUUUACUGAUUGAUUUAUCUUAAUUUCGUACUCGAUGUUUA